Messenger RNA from Cottoperca gobio, 2583 nucleotides. RefSeq names its product SET domain bifurcated histone lysine methyltransferase 1a (gene setdb1a). Lineage: Eukaryota; Metazoa; Chordata; Actinopteri; Perciformes; Bovichtidae. Gene Ontology annotation, biological process: heterochromatin organization; negative regulation of gene expression. Bases 245 to 1420 code for a protein of 391 amino acids. The record is from RefSeq and is a predicted model, not a curated record. The transcript is spliced from 8 exons. Gene Ontology annotation, molecular function: histone H3K9 methyltransferase activity. Gene Ontology annotation, cellular component: nucleus.
AACUAAAGGGUAACAAUAACAUAGGUCUAAAAUGGAGGAAGCUGUUGUGGUUAUGCUCAUUUUGUUUAAUACAGUUCGUUAGCAGAAGCAACAAUCUUGCAUAAUUUCCAUACAGUCGUGACACAAAACAAAGAAGAAGGUUCGUCUAAAAACUUGUUUCAGCGCGUGGUAGCUUACUGUUAGGAAGCACUGUAGGCUCUCAGUGCUAGCCUGAUAGCUAGCUUCAUUAACAGACACAGUGGUUAUGGAGGUGGACGAGAUGGAGACGAGAAUGCCGGAGCUCCAGGUGUCUGGGGAGACGAUAUCAGACAAGAUAAAGACAGAAUCUGAUGAAGAGAGAGAUGAUAAUGAAAAUAUGUCCAAUUCCCCAUGUGAGUCUGUUCCCUCCACGAGUGAAACUCCCAGCAAGGAGACACAAUCGGAAGACAGUUCUGACUCUCUCAGUGUAAUAAAAACAGCAGUAGUGGUCUUGACCCGACUCCCUGACUAUAAGAUCAGCGCUCUGCGACCGCCAACGCCUCAGCAGUUCUACAGUGAAGACGACUCCAUCAGCAGCUCUGACUCUGACAUGCAGUGGGAACCAGACGACGAUUCUAGUGAUUCUGAUUUCUCACUCUCAAACAAUAAACAGAAAACUGGAAAACUACAAUCGAGCAGUAAAAACAACAACGUGUCAGAACCAGCCCCUGUAAUAAUAUCAUCGGCUUUUGCGCAUUGCUCCAAUGAAACCAUGAAGGUCCGUCCUAACUUGCCAGAAGAAGAGGUCACAGUGGGCACGAUGGUCCUGGCCAGGAAGAGGUCGAUGAGAUGGCAACGGGGGAAAAUAGUAGAGAUGGUAACAAAGGACGAUGGACGGUUGAAGUACAAAGUUUGUUUUGAAGAAAAGGGGAAGAGCCUCGUGUCUGGCCACCAUAUUGCCUUUGACACCACACCGAAGCUGGAGCAGCUUUAUGUCGGUUCUCGUGUGGUGGUCAGGUGUCAAGAUAACAAGUUCAGGUUCCGGCCGGGGGUUUUGUCAGAGCUCCCCAGCAGAAAGAAUCGCUUAAGGUUCUUGGUCUUUAUGGAUGAUCACACGCCGGUCUAUAUUGGUUUACCUUUAUUUCACCUGGUGUGCAGACCACUGGAAGAAGUUACAGACGACAUUCCAGACAGCCCUCACAAGUCUUUCAUGGCGCAGUAUCUGAAAGACUGGCCGUACCCCCAUUUAACCCAGUACAAGGCUGGACAGAGCUUUAAUGUCCAGUUAAAUGGAGCCCAUCAGAGGUGUGAGGUGCAGGUGGUCGACUGCAGCGUAAUGCAGAUCGUUUUUCAGGAUAAUCAACACAAGGAGUGGAUCCAUCGAGGCUCUAUGCGACUUGAACACAUGGCCAAAUUUUUGGAAAUGAAAGGAGCGAAAGAGCAUGAUGAUGAUUCUGACUAAACACUAGACACAGGAAGAAUUAUUAUGUGGAAUAUCAGAAAUUCAGUAAUUUUCCAGUGUAUCAAUCAUCAUCACCCUGAAAUGAUGUACCAUUGCAUUUCUUUUAGGAAAAAUAUUUCCAAUUAUGAGAUGCGCGCACAUGAAUAACUCAUGCCCAACGUUUGUUCCUAUGUGAUUGUCUUUGUUUUCUAGAUUCAUUUUAUUUCUACAUGUGCAGAUUUAGUUACUUGGUGGAUUAUUGCGUUGCCAAUUUAAAUUGUGCCCCCUUAAAACAGGGAGUAAUGGUAAAUAUGUGUUUGUCUAGACCUGCAAAUUCAUGUUAAAGCAGCUUUUGGCAGCAUAUUCAAGCAGCCGUAAGUUCAAAUAAGCAACUGUACAUUAUUGUACUGGACACACUAUUUGACUUUAUUUUACUCUUUUACAGUGUGACAGACCAAGCACAAAUUGAGGACUUAAAUGAUGCAAUAUAAUAAUGCAGACUUUCUAUAUGAAAUACUUGAAGGGAUAUUUGUGGUGAGCAAAGGUGCUACAUCAUGUUUUGAAUUUUGCUAGUGUGGAUGUUGAUGAGUUUUGUGACGCUGGAACAAGAGAGAUGGACAUCACUGUAAAUAUGUUUUGCUUAAUCCUUCAGCUGUAUGUGUGUUUUCAUUUUUAUUGUCUUAUUUUUAUCCAAAGCGACUUACAACAACAUUUUUAAGAAUCAUGAACUGAACUGCUUCAAUUGCUACAUUUUGAGACAAUAAAAGCUUUUUUUCCGUUAUUUCUUUAUUUUAUGCUUCAAGUCUGAAAAGAUGAGUUUUCAGUCUGCGAUGGAAGAUUUGUGGCGUUUCUGCUGUCCUGAUGUCAACGAGGAGCUCGUUCCACCAUGAGUGGAGCCAAGACAGCAACCGGUCGUGACUUUGUUGAGCUGUAUUUGUUUUUAGUCUUUAAAUUGUUAAGAAGAAUUGUUGCCCAUAGCAACCGAUGUAAGUCGAUGAGUCUUUAUUCAUAUGCACUUUAAAAUUAGUUUUGCUCAUCUAACCAAUGAUCUGCAUUUUGUCAACAUUAUGCAAUUUGCUCUUAUUUGAGUGCUUUGCUUUCUUUUGUUUUUGUUUCUUUCAUUUAUUGUAAUAAUUUUUAAAAAGCCUCAUGUCCAGAGAUAAAAAAACAACAACUUCAACCUU